AUGCAGCAACAGCAGCAACAACAGCAGCAGCAUCAACAACAACAACAACUGGUUCCAGCCGGGUGCUAUCUUGGCACGGAGCAGUCCGAGACUGGCCGCAGCGCCGGGUCAGAUGAUCAAGUGACGGCGAGCGGAGAGUUCGGAUUGAGACCAGAAAGCCACAUGGAAGAGAGUGAAGGUCUUCAGGAUUCUGGUAGAAUUCAGACAGACCAUUCGAGAACUGAGAUGCCGCUGAUUGAACACACCUUGAAGCUGUUGGAAAAGCCGAGUAUCAUGGGUAUUCUCAUUAUCAUUCGCACACUCGAGAAGGGGUCACAUGCAUUGUCUAUAAAGUGUGAGAUACUUUUGUCAUGCUGCUUGAUCGGUACUCCUAUCGAUGCCCUAUUGAGCAUCAUUCUCUCAUUGGAGGUUGUAUCGACUUGGUGA
Protopolystoma xenopodis is the source of this 426-nucleotide messenger RNA. NCBI's taxonomy places the organism in Eukaryota, Metazoa, Platyhelminthes, Monogenea, Polystomatidea, Polystomatidae. The record is from the annotation of a GenBank genome assembly.